Cydia fagiglandana is the source of this 10363-nucleotide messenger RNA. RefSeq lists its product as uncharacterized. Gene Ontology annotation, cellular component: SCF ubiquitin ligase complex. Lineage: Eukaryota; Metazoa; Arthropoda; Insecta; Lepidoptera; Tortricidae. Gene Ontology annotation, molecular function: protein binding. Gene Ontology annotation, biological process: SCF-dependent proteasomal ubiquitin-dependent protein catabolic process. Bases 811 to 4881 code for a protein of 1356 amino acids. The transcript is spliced from 10 exons. The record is from RefSeq and is a predicted model, not a curated record.
GUGAUGUUAUAAGUGUACAUUAAAUUUAAUAUUGCAUCACAUUGCUUUGAUACUUUUUUUAAAUACUAAUAAAUAGACGCACGUACAAUGUUGUUACAGUUAACUCAUGAAUAACUUUUUUUGUGACACAGGUUUCACUCUCUCAACAACGCGUUUGUGCUGCUAUAGAGUAUGAAUACAGCUAUUAAUAAUUCAUACGAAAAUGGUUUUUGUGUUAUUCAGAUAAGGACGAAAGUAGCAAGAACGAUUUUGACAUUUGACAGUCUCGGACUACGUGCGCAAUGGUACCGUCGUUUGGGUAGCAGGAAUGCCCCCCUCUGUUGAUUAAAAUUUGAAACAUUAUUAUAUGCUUCUAUCUAAACAAGGUCAACAGUUUUCAUCAACUCUACAACGAAAAUAAUUAAGAAUCAGUGUAUAUUAUGCCUUUAUCUUUGAAGAAAGUGCUUUUUGUCCGUCAUUAUCUAAGAUACAUGCGCAAGUGUCCGCGAAAAUGAUCUGUACUUUGUUUUUCGCAAUCACAUCGUUACAUGAACAUGGAUGACCUAAAAUGCGAAUACGUGAAGAAGAAAAGAUGCUUUGGACUGUCACAAGUAACGUUAUCAACGGCAAUUAUAAUGACCUGUGUAUCGACUAUCAUCAAUCGAAAACAUAUCUUCGCAUAACGAUCGUUGAAUUUUCGAUGUACAAAAGUGAAAAUGUGAUGUGUCAAACUGAUUGUUUACGUCGCGGCGCACAGGUGAGCGUGAGCGGUUUGUAGUAGUGGCACGCAGGGCGGCGAGGCUGCCGCGGCCAGGGGCCAGGUGCGCGGACAUGGCGGGUCGGGAGAGCCCCGCCAACGGCGGGUACGAGGCGGCGGAGCCCGCGCUCCGCGUACGCAAGGACCUGUUCCCGGAAGUGCGCCUGCCCAAGCCGGGCGACGUCGCCGCCGACGUGGACGCUGACGCGGACGACUCGCAGCAGGACCUGCUCGAGGAGACUAUCUCGUGCGUCAACCUCGAGACAGACUUCGAGAAAAGCAUCGAUGACAUCGCCAAUCAAAAGCUGCAGGGCAAUGGCGCCCUGUCGCCGCCGGAGCGACGGCACCCGCGCCCGCGGCACCGCAAACACAAACAGCACUCCAGGCACAACUCCUCCCAUGGGGAGCAGUCACCUCCUAAUGGCUGCCUCCCGCAAAAGAAGAAAAAGAAGAAGUCUCGCCACAACCACUCACCCACCAAUGCGGUGACAUUACAUGUGAAAGGUGGAAAGAACUUGAACUUAGUGAGUAGUAGCGAGUGUCAGGUAGAGCAGGAUGCUGAGGAGGACAGUUCGGAGGAUGAAGUGCUCAAAUUUAGUGUGAAGUUACCUUUAAUUAAUGUAGUGCGGCAGAGUGGCAAGCCAUAUAGUCACGAACUUAGUCAAUUAUCAACUAAAAAGAGCAAAUCCAAGGACUCUGUGAAAGAAAGAAGGACUCAUGCUGUGACACCAUGCAGUGGGAAGCCCAGAUCUAUGUUAGAUAUUUGUAGUUCCAAAAGCAAGAAAAAAUCUAAGAAAUCAGAUAGUGGCCCCACAUAUCACAGUCAGAUUGUGGACACAAAUACUAUUAAAAUCAAAAUUAGAAGAACAAGUGUUCAUGAAACGGUGCCGCCGACCCCGACGUCGAUAGCCGACAUCGGCCAGAGGAAGUCGAAGAAGAAGCGUGCGGCGUCGCCGGUGGGCAGCGUGAGCUCGGGCGAGGAGUACGACCCGGCGCGCCCCGACACCGCCGCCGCCAUCAGCGUCGCCGCGCCCAAGCCGCGACACCCUCCAACCAAGACGAAAAAAUCUAACUCUAAAAGUAAAACGGAAAAGACUGACAAAAGUAGGGUUAGCGGUUCGAGCAGUAAAGAGAGCGGACCCCAGAGCGGGUGGGCGAGCUCCAUGCCGGAAGAGAUUCUCGUAAAGAUCUUCGAAUAUGUAGUGGCUUCACAGGGGACUCUGCCCUCCGUUAUCAAGCUGGGUAAAGUGUGCAAGCUGUGGCACGCCGUCAGCCUCCGGGCGGAGCUCUGGAGGCAGGUGGACCUGGCGCAGUACACCAGCGAGAAACACAAAACCGAUUACAGACUGGUUUCCCUCCUCGAAAAUCGGUUAUCCCACUGCCAGAGUCUCAAUAUCGCCCAGUGGAAGGUGUGCAACGUGUCUUGGGUGCUGGCGUGCCUGAUAGAGUACUGCCCGAACCUGGCCGAGCUGAGCGUGGCGGGCUGGAGCCGCCUCACGCCCGAGCAGUUGUACGACAUAGCGCAAGGGCUGCCCAAGCUUCAGCGGUUGGAUCUCUCACUCACGUCGGAGACGGGCGGUUCGAGCACAUGUCUGUCGGCGGGGUCGAUGGCGCGCCUGGCCGCCAACUUCGGCGAGCGCUUCACACACCUCACGCUCGCCAACAACAAGUUCACGGCGCUGCCUCAGAUACUCUCCUCUAUCGCGGCGCACUGUCCGAAUCUAGAGGUGUUGGAUAUCUCGGGCGCGCGAGCUACGUCGCACCCGGCGGCGGUGCCUCUGGAGGCGUUGCAGAAGGGCUGCCCCAAGAUGAGGGUGUUCAGGGCCGCCAACUCGCAGCUAGUACUGGCGUCUGCUACUACGUCGCAACAGAUGGAGUGUGUCGGGUGGACGUUGCUGGAGGAGCUGUCGAUCGCGGCGGAGGCGGCGACGGAGCGCGUGGGCGUGGGCGAGUACCGGCUCGGGGACGAGGCGCUGGCGCGGCUCGUGCGCGCCGCCACGCGCCUGCGGCUGCUCGACCUGCGCGGCCUGCACCGCCUCUCCGACUCGGGGCUGGUGCGAGUGCCCGCCUGGGACCUGCAGCACCUGUUCCUGGGAGGUUGCAACGUAACCCGCAAGAGCAACUCGUGCCUGGAGCUGAUCUGCGAGAAGUGGUCGCACAGCCUGCUAGAGCUCGACCUGUCGUGGGCGUCCGCCGAGCGCGUGCUCGACACGGCCGUCUGCGCGCUGGCCGACGCGCCGCGCAGCAAGCUCAGAAUUUUAAACUUGUGCGGGUCAUCUGUGUCGUUAGAACCUGUGAAAAAGAUUCUAAUGCGGUGUCCAGAGCUGGAGUCGCUGAACCUGGCGGCGUGCCGUGCCCUCCCUCGCGGCAUGAAGCGCCUCUACACGGGCAAGGAGCUGCAGGGCCUCAAGGACAGCUUCGACCCCGCCAAGGCCAAAACCAAACAAGACUCCGACAAAGAGGAAGACGACACCCCGACCAAAAAAGACAAAAAGUGUCAAGACGACUCUAAAUCGGAGUCCGCCAAGACGCCCAAUCGUGACGAUGACGAAAAGUCCGCUGCCAAAGCAGAAGCCAAGUCACCUGAUAAGUCUUCCCCGAGCGUUUUCCAGGAACCUAAAAGCGUAUCCGAUACCACCGUCAUACCUGAUAAAAAACUUUCCGAAGUAUCCACGAAAUGUUCCCCAGAUUCUAAGGCGGAGUCUUCCACUAGCAAAGAUGCCGUGGACACUCCUGUCCACACUCCAGAGGGCAAACAUUCUACGAGAGAGCCGACUCCGAAACUUCUCAGUCCCAUCGUACAGUCCAAACCCGAUUCCUCUUCCACUCCGAGAUCUGAUUCGGCCAAAACUGAUCUCGGCAGCCCCCACUUCAGUCCCGUGCCAAAACCCGAUAGUCAAGUGCAAAAUAGUCCCGAAGUAUUAUCAGAAUCCUUCAAAAGCAACUCCUGGAACCUGGGACAGUUUAAAACGACCCCGACACACAGAUCUGAAGCAAGUCCUCUCAAUCGCUUAGACAGCCACAGCAGAGUGAAAGCUAGUAAAGUUAUAGAACAAUGUAGCCCAACGACGUCACUAGAAAAUAAACUUAGUCCGGAAGUCGUGGGAGCAAAGCAGGACAUAAAGAAUCCUAAUAGUUGGAAUUAUGGCAAUUAUAGUCCAAUGACUAGGCAGGAUAGUCAAUUCCCUUCUCAGAAAAGUCCAUAUUCCGCGCAACCAAGUCCGGCGCAACCCAGCCCGUACUCUGCUCAGCCUAGCCCGUACUCCACUCAACAAAGUCCAUACUCCUCCCAACCUAGUCCUUAUUCCGCCCAGCCUAGUCCUGACACCAGCCAAAUGGUGAAAUCGGAUAUCCCCAAAUCUGGAGCUUGGAACGCUGGCAAUUACAGUCCGAUGCCGAAGCACCACGCCCCGUUUUCGCCUCACCCGUCGACCCACACGAGCCCGGAUCCCGGCUUAGGAGUUAAAACUGAUUCCAUAAGGAGUAAUCCCAAUAAAACUCCCGGUCAAUAUAGUCCUAUGUCGCGGCAAGAUCGAUUGCACCAGAGUCCGUACUCCCCGCGACCCAGCGCAGAAAAUGUAGCUUACAAUAACAAAAAAAGCCCUGGCGUUGGCGGCUACAGUCCCAUGAUGCGGCCAGACUGCCACCUACCGAGCCCGGACGGCGGGCAAAGCUCGCGGCCGACAAUCGGCCGGACGCAGGACAUGUAUGGACGGCAAGCGGCGAAGCUGCCCGACAUGAUGGCUGGCGGCGGCACGGAGCUACCCGGCGCCUGGGGCUUGGACAGGUUCAGCCAGCUGGGCAACCCGAGCAUGGAGUCGCUGGUGUGGGGCGCCGGCGGCUCGUACUCCGCGGAGUCGACGCACACCGCGCCGCGCCUCGACAACAUUCCCCCCAUGCUGAACACGCCGCCCCCGCAGGCGUGGCCCGGCCUGCCCUCGUUCACCUCUAGUACGCGGAGACCCAAUAACGAUAUGAGUGACCCGUGGACAUUAGGUCAGUUUCGUGUGGAGCCUCCUCACCAAGUGCACAAUACGUUUGUGGAACAAAAUGUGUCGUUCGACUCACUGAGUGCGCCGCACGCGCUGCCGCACUUGCCGCAGAGCUACCUGGGCGACGGCUUCUCAGGCUCGCGUCUCGAAUGACGCCCGGCCGCGCACCUCGACGCGUUCACUGCGUAUGUAUACACCUUGAACAAUUAUCUUGUAGUGAUUGUAUAUAAGAUUAUCUUUUUUAGAUGUAGCAUUAACAAGCGUAGGUUUGCAUUAAAAUUAUUUUGCAGCCUAUGAUAGGAAGAUGAGAGCUGAAUAUUAUAUAGUUAAUUCAUCCAUCUUAGAAGUUGGAUUAUACACUGAGCUAGAUUUUAGAGUGAUUCUUUCUUACGAUACCAAACCGUUUUCAUACCAUUUAAGAGACCAAGAUGAUAUUCUGCUUUCCCGAUGCAACAUCAUGUUUUCGUGGAGGCGAUAAGUUUUUACAAUCUGCAGGUACAGAUAUUUUGCCUUUGAUUAAUUACACCGGAUAGUACACCGUACAGGAGUUCUUAUAUAUGUAUAUACAUAAAUGUUAUAUUGACACAUAUUGUCAAGGCCUUGUUAUUCGAGGAGCCACAUGUUUUACAAAUAUACCUCAGUAGAUUAUGAAAUGGUGCCUCAGAAUCUCGAUAGUGAGUAUAAUACAAACGAUUAUUAGAAGCAAACUACGACUGGCUGCAAGAGGGGGUUGUACUGAACCGUUAAUAGUUAACCUUAUACUAUCAAGGCUCAGUUCCCUAAACCUAAACAUUUUUUUGAGUUGUGUUGAACGUUAGCAGAUUCGUUAAGUGUGGUUAAGACAACCCAUCCUCUCUGAAGGCCUGUCUGUGUGUCGAAACAGUGAGCCUUGAAUAUACAGAAGCAUGCCUCUCGUUCCGCUCCUAAUAUUGCAGCGUCUGAGUACUUAUUUCGCCUCGAAAAGCUUCCAUUUGUCCCGUGAAUCUGAACAUUAUACAUAGUUUACGUGUUGUUUCUCUCCUAUUUUCACGAUAAUACAUUAUUGUUAAUCAAAACUGUAUGGUACUUACCGGCCCAAUUUACGCACAAGCGUAUGGAUGUAGAAAUCUUAAAAUGUUCAUGGUACAAAUGGCUGCUGCUCAUUAUAACCCACUUGAGGCUUCCUAUUUUCAUCAACUUGGUCUUACAAUUUUAUAUAUUUUUUAAUCUGUAAUAGUAUGUACCUAUACUCGAUAACAUGCAAUAAUGUUGAACAUUCCUUUGGUAUAAAAUAUUAAACAGUUGUUUUCAGAUUGCAAAAUAUUAUCUGUAUGCAAAUAUUUGUAUUAUUAUUAUGCUUUAGAUAAUUGUUUAAGUUGUUUUUUGUUACUUCUUCAAAACACCAUAUCAGAUAUUUUCUAUUUUAUAAAUAUAUCAUACAUAUUUAUGGUAGAACAUCACUCUGAUUAUAAGUAAUAGUACAAUAUCACAAAGCUCACAUUUUUAAUGAAGCUAUAUUGUUUGUCGAACAGAACAGAAGAACAGUCUGGAAAAUGAGAAACUGCAACUUUUUUAUUCGACAUACUGAAUAGCCAGAAAAAAUAGGUCAAAUUGUCAGGCAGCGUUCUAAAACUGUCUAUAAGCUGACUUUAUCCCCUUAUCGAACUCACAAUUUAAUUGACAAAGUAGGUAACUGUGUAAGUUUGGUUUUUGAAAUGGUUUCUUAAAAUGACAUAAUAUCUCAUUUGUUACAACGCUUUAGUGUAGCAUUCACGGCGUCGAUAGAGCAGCUAUUAAUUAUCUUAAAGGUGUUUGUCACGGAUUUAUGAGAGGAAUGCUAGGACAUAUCUGCAGUGAAUAAGGUUGUAAAGUGGGAUCGGGUGAGUGAUGGCUUGUGACAAAGAACUGUCAAUCGUUCGAUACCUUUAUCGCAUCCAUAGGCUUAGCACGAAGGAGCUGCCGCUGCGAUAGUAUCUCGCGCGUGAGAUUAAUACUUUCAGUAGCUAUAAUAUAUUUGAUGCCAACUGUACCCAUCAAACUUUUAUAAAUAUUGGAGACAAUUGUUACAGUGCUAUUUAUAUUUGAUUUAUUUAAAAUUGUAAUGCCAUGCGCAAGUGAAUUAUGUAAGUAAUAAAUUAAUAAUUGUCAAUGUGUUCUCCGAGGUAUUCUCCUUGACACAUGCCAUCGCUCGCCUAAUGGUGCAGCCAGACACGCAGAGAUUUGGCGAAUAUUCGUGAUGGCGUCUCUUUCAUUUUUCUUGGGUAGCGAGAGACGCCAUCAUCGGCGAAUCCCGAUAUGUGUGGCCGCACCCUAAGGCAUAGCGCAGGCGGCCGAUUUCAAAUUGGUCACUAAUACGCCAUCAUUUUUUACUCACGAAUUGAAUUUCUAAACAAACCACUUUCACCACAACAAUCGUAUUGGGAACAUACGUGUCAGUGCUGCACAAGCUAACAGUGGCUGAGCGUCACACAAACUCAUUGGCAAGUCUGAGCUAAUUUGGUUUACGCUAUUAUGAGACCUCACGCCAUAAUAUAAAGUUUCAGUUUCAUAAUACAAACUACAUAAAGUAGCAUUUGCACUGACUCUUUGAAUAUCAAAUUCAACUUAAAUACAGAUUUUUGAUUAUAACGUUAUUUUUAUUGCGGAGAUUAAACUUGCCCAACUGUCAGUAGGUAAGUAGGCUUGCUAUUCCAAAUGGAGUUCUUCAGACGCUCUGCCACAGCAAACUCAUAUGCUUCCACCGUUUGUUUACGGUUGUACGUUCACUGAAAAUGUAAAGCACGGAAGGUGAUCUAACCUGAUUAUUGUUAUGCAUUUCGAGUGAUGAAAUAUCUGUGUUCCGACUAUGGUCGAGUCUGCGUUACGCCUAAUUGCCUGGCCACCCACAUGGAAGACAGUUAUCGCAUAAGCCUUAAUAUUAAGGCUUGAUUUGUUAACAGUUGCUGUAUUUGUUGUGUAUAUCCUUAAUGACCGCACGUGGAAGUUAGGUUAAUACGUAAUAUGGUAAAAAUUGUUACUUAGAUACGCAAGCCUCUUGCCGCCCAAUGUACAUAACGAUGUACAUUAUCUUUAUGUUUUCUCAUAAAAAAAUCGAACAAAUGAAAUUCAGCCCAUUUAAAAACAACUAGAUUCAAACUUCUCUAGCAAACAUUUUGUAUGGUGGGCGGUAUGAGGCUAGGGCUCGUCCCUUAGGCUAAAGCAAAUUUCACAAAGUAACUGCCAUUCACCCUUUUGUCGGCAUACAAAUAUUAAAGCAAUAAAAUUUUGUUCAUUCAGAUUGCUAACCAAGUAUCGUUGCGCAAGAGACUUGUUUGGCCCACGCCUUAUAUACGCGCGGCGAUAUAGAAGCAUAGAUCUUAUUUACAUUUCUUCGCGUUACAACAUAUAGAUGUAAUUAAUUCUAAGUACUACCAUUACACCAAGUAAUGUAGAAUUUUAUUUUCUGCCGAACAAUAAAGGUUGCCUUAUCUAUUUAGCAAUACCGUUGAAGGACGCCGAAAAUGUUUUCUUUCAACAUGCAAUUUUGUAAUAUACUUUCGGCCAGUGCACAAAUACCUAAGUACAUAUAAGUAUUUUCUGCACUUUGAUUAUAUUGCCAGUUGCCACUGCAAUGCAAUACCAUCUGAACAAUCACCGCUCCGCCGUUUUUGGGCGCUGUGAUCAAAACUGUAAUCAUGCGAAUCUAAAUUUAGAAAUGUAUUUUGAUUAACAUUUUACUCAUUUAUGCACAUACAAUCAAUUUAUUAAUGAAAUUGUAAUACUUAAUAUUAUUUAUUUUACUUUCUUAAUAUCUUUUAGUUAUCAAUUGACUUGUAAAAUAUCAUAUAUCGAUUAAUAUUAUUUUUACCGGAAUAAAAGAAGCAUGAGAAUUAAUGUCGUAUUACUCAAUACGAGAUAAAUUAUACUGAAAACCAAUGAACUUGUUUUAUAGGAAGACAGCCAGCGUGGUAUUUCCACACGCUGCAAGUCCAUAUACAGCGGGGCACUUAUAUUUCUUACUGCUUCUUUUACAUUUCUCUUUGUCAGGCUUCUAUGCUAAAUACUAAAUACCUAUCGAGCGAUUUCAUACAGCUUGUUAAAAUGACACGAAUAUACCAGUUUAUUGAGAAUGUAACGAUUUAUUUUACCAACUGGUCUAAGAUAAUCUACUGAAUAAUAGAUUCAUAGAGGAAAGCAGUGAAUUAGUGAAUCUUAACGUUGUAGCAAUAAGAAACCACGUAUUUUUGUACCGCGGUCUCGUUCGUUAGAUAAAAACGACCUAGUAAAAUUAGUUUACCUAGACUUAGGAUCUCGGCAUAGUGAAGCGGGCAUUCUGCUUCUACGUCAUUUAAUUUCACAUUAUCUGCCGUUACGCUUGAGGUGUGUCAUAAUAUAAAAACCAACAAAAUAAUAAUAUACUUUACAUACAUAUUCAUUGUUUCCGUGAUAAUCGUUUUCACAAAGCUUUUACGGGCGUAUUUGUGGUGGAUCAAACUAGGUAUCAUGACAUUCAUGACGCCAUUUUAUUUUCUCGGCCUUUUUUUUAUUCCACCAACUUGUUCCAGAACAUAAACGAUAUAAUAUUAUAAAAUACAAGCUGGAAAUAAUUAAUCACAUCAAUUAAUAAUCAGUCGAAGUCGAGAAUGUAAACUACUGAAAACCCCGUUCAAAUAUUAAGGGCCAGUUGCACCAACCACAAACAGACUGAUCAACGUCACGCAGCAGAGAUCUAUAAAACUUCCGAAUGCAAUAAAAUUUAGCGAACGCUUUAAUGGUGACAGACGGUUUGGUGCAACCGACCCUGGGCUCAUUUAGACGAUGCGAGAACUCGCAUGCUAGUUUCAUUAGAUUGCUGUUUUUAAUCGGUCGGUUGAAUUGGACGUAACCAACAGACCGCAAUGUAACUAAAAUCGCAUGCGACUUCGCGCGCCGUCUAAAUCAGCCCUAAGAAAGGCUGCAUUUACAAACGGAUGCUCGCUGCGCGCCAGGAUCUUGGUUGCGUAUGUUUUGUACCUAUUUUUAUAUUUAUUUUUAUUUACGAAGCAAUAUGAUAAUUUUAUAUUGUAUGGGCAAAUUAUUUAGAUGUAUUGUUAUCUUCGAAUGAAAGAUCAAUUCAUAAAGUUUACAAUGUAAUAAUGAUGCAAGCCAAGUACAAAGUGCUUUUAUAAGUUAUAUUACGGUACAUUGUAAGGUAAGGCGAGGCGCCAGAGCCCACUGGUAUUCAGGCGUGGGAGUUGCGCUACUGUUAGUAUAUUAUAUAUGUAAUAUAAUUCCGCAUAUUGUAUCAUUGUUUAAAAUCCUGACAACCACCAAAUAUUAUUUCCACUACCCACAUUAGCCUUAUAAAUGCCUAAUGAGUAACUGAAAAAAUAUUUUAUAAUAAAUAGUUUUAUUAACUUAUUACAAAAUAAAGAAUAUUACCUAUUAUACAUAGAAUGUAUAAAAUAUAAUAUUAGGUAAAUUUUAAUGUUAAAUAAUCGUGUAGGUACGAUAGUACCUAUGUAUAAAGUUGACUAAUAUUGUUUACUUGUAAGUUCUGUUAUGUAGAGAUUUUUGUUUGUAAUAUUGUUAAACUACUGCGUGGACUUCUUCCCAGGUGGUCCAAUUUUUAUAACCUAACCAAUAAAAUAUCGAUGUGGUUGUACAUUUACAUUUUGAAUAGAAUGUACUCUAUUUA